AACCAACAACGAGCGACGGACAGGAUGGGACCGGACCGUUAAUGUAGUGACACAACAUGGCGGCGCCCUACAUAAAGUAAACAUUUCCAGAAAGGAUAUUAAAAAUGCGAUAUAAAUAACUGAUAACUUUUCGCGAACGUGUCAUAACAUCAGUUACACGCAAAAGUGGAGGACUUUGAGAACCCGCACGCGUAUAUCGACUACAAGCAAACCAUGGAACAGGUGUAUUCAACCGACAUAAAAGAGGAAAGUGGACUCACCGACAGACCCCAACGAUCUUCUCACUUAAGGGCAGACUUCCACUUGGAGCAAAUAAGCAGACAGGACAGCGACGAGAAGCUGAAGGAGACGACAGCAGAGUCGGAUGAGAAACAGAGCACCUUUAGCCUCUUCUGCGAUGAGCGCGGUUACCUGAACCAAGUGGAGAUGAUCCUGAAACACGGCCGCAAGAAGGGAGACCGGACCGGGACCGGCGUCAUCUCGGUGUUUGGUGCCCAGGCCCGAUAUAGUCUUCGAGAUCAGUUUCCUCUGCUGACCACCAAGAGAGUGUUUUGGAGAGGAAUUGUUGAAGAGUUGCUUUGGUUCAUCAAAGGAUCGACAAAUUCCAAUGAGCUCUCUGAGAAAGGGGUGAAGAUUUGGGAUGCCAAUGGCUGCCGGAGCUUUCUGGACAAGUGCGGCUUCACUGACCGAGAGGAGGGCGACCUGGGUCCGGUGUACGGCUUCCAGUGGCGGCAUUUUGGUGCAGAGUACACCAACAUGCAUGCAGAUUACACAGGACAAGGCGUGGAUCAGCUGCAGAAAGUCAUUGACACCAUUAAAAGUAAUCCAGAGGACAGGCGCAUCAUCAUGUGUGCAUGGAAUCCUAAAGACCUGCCUCUCAUGGCGCUGCCGCCCUGUCACGCCCUCUGCCAGUUCUACGUGUGCGACGGCGAGCUGUCGUGUCAGCUCUACCAGCGCUCGGGCGACAUUGGCUUGGGGGUGCCCUUCAAUAUCGCCAGCUAUGCACUCCUCACGUACAUGAUAGCGCACAUCACGGGACUCAAGCCUGGCGACUUUGUCCACACGCUAGGAGACGCUCACAUCUACAUCAACCACAUUGAACCUUUGAAAGUUCAGUUGCAGAGGGAGAUCCGUCCCUUCCCCAAAUUGAAGAUCCUUCGAAAAGUAGACAAUAUCGAUGAUUUCCGUGCAGAGGACUUUGAGAUUGUGGACUACAAUCCCCACCCGUCCAUCAAGAUGGAGAUGGCUGUGUGAGAGAUGUCAUUUGUAAAAAAGACAGUAAAAAAGCUGGAGGAGGAGCAAAGGUUUAUCCGUUAAAAACACAAUUUUACUUGAAGGAAUGAGACUUUACCGGUGUGCUACUGCACAGCAUCAAACUGACAACUAUUUGUAAUAUUUUCACGUCUACAAUAUGUAUAGCAGCAUAUUAAGGCUGUAAGGACUAUAAUAAAUGCAGUGUCAACAGAGUGCAUUUAAUCCAUG
Molecule: messenger RNA, 1482 nt
Organism: Doryrhamphus excisus (bluestripe pipefish)
Lineage: Eukaryota; Metazoa; Chordata; Actinopteri; Syngnathiformes; Syngnathidae
Gene: tyms
Product: thymidylate synthetase
Biological process (GO): dTMP biosynthetic process
Cellular component (GO): cytosol; mitochondrion
Molecular function (GO): thymidylate synthase activity
Source: RefSeq, a predicted model, not a curated record